Molecule: messenger RNA, 156 nt
Organism: Paramecium sonneborni
Lineage: Eukaryota; Ciliophora; Oligohymenophorea; Peniculida; Parameciidae
Source: the annotation of a GenBank genome assembly
AUGUUUAAUCUUUUGGCAGUUCCUAAAGUUCAAAAACCAUCUGAAUAAGUAAUCUAAAUAAAAAUAUAAAAACGAUCAAUAAGAUGCAAAAUUAAUUUCCUAUUUUCCGUAAAAUGCAAAUAUCGAAGAAAAAAGACUAUAAACUGGAAUGGCUGA